GCUGUGUGUGUAAUGUCAGCACGCACCCGCGCCCCUUACAACACGCCUAUAUCGGCAUGCCACAAUCACCACAAUGCAUUGCACUCAAGCAACUCCCGCGUGUGGGCCCAUGUGCAGCUGACACACGAGUAGCCUGCCUGCACGUGAGCGAGCCAGUCGAAGACCUCGAGGGAAUCCAACACAGAUGGCCCAGCUCAGAACCACCUCUGUGGCAUACCGUCAAGGUCCUCGAAUGGCGUCACACAGACUCCCCAUGUGUCAUGUCAGCGGCAACUGACUUACUGUCCCGUGCAGCCAACUGCUUCUCGUUCACUGUCCCAGCCAUCCCUUCACAGGUCGUCGUAUGUCACAGUCGCGCGGAAGUCACCCGCUGCCUCCACCUGCACACACACACACACACACACAUCAGCAGAGGGAUCGGCUAAGAGCAGCUCAUGGAAUAGAUGCGCUCUCUCGCAAGCGCCUGCCUGCUCUCCUGCCUGCGGGGCUGACCUCGGCUUGCGGCGGGGCAUCUCUGUCCUUGUACCCGCCGCCACGACGGUCAGAGCGCCCGCUGCACAACACACACACACACAACAGGUAUCGUCGACAACGGGCGGCAUCCCCUCCCCUCCCCGCUUCCCUCAAGUACUAAGGUCCCCUACCUGGGGCUGUCCAUCCUCUCGUCCGGGAAGCCACGAGGCGGACCCAUCAUGGGAGCUAUACACACCACACCACACCACACACACUUGAGUGGUCCGGUCGUUCAUUCCGGUGUGUGUGUGUGUUGAGAGUGGUAGCUGUUCGUUCGUUGGUUCGUACGUCUUCUGGGUGGUCCCCGGUGCAUGCCUCCUCCCCGUAUUGGCGGCGGCCCGUGCAUCGGCGGGCCGUAGGGGCCCAGCGGGGGCGAUGGGAAGGGCGGCCCGGGAGGAGGAGGACCAUGACCCAUCGGGGGAGGAAGGGGCGGACCGAAAUCGCCGUCCUAUAUGUGUAUACAUAACACAACACACGCAUACACACACAUACCAACGUCAUGAAGCACACACACGCACACACACACACAAAUGGAUGUGCGGCUGUACAGGUGGAGGCCCCAUGAAUGGCGGCCGCAUGGGGUGUCUUGGAGGCAUCGGGGGGCCGCGGGGCGGCAUCAUGCCGCCCGGGCCGUCGAAGUCGGGCGGGUAGAAAUCACCCAUGAAGUCAGGAGGACCGUUGGGCAGCGGACCUGCACGGCACACACGACAGGCGCCUCGUUUCGUCACUGAACUGAAUUGAAUGUCUGUGUUUGUGUGGUUGCUGACCGUCGUGUCUGUCGAAGUCUCUGUCUCUGCCAUGCAUGAGUCUGAGCCGCUUGGGUGCGCCGUGUGGGAGGGGCACCAGUCGACUGGAGUCGCCCAUGUAGGCCUCGUGCAUCAUGCUCUCGUGCAACUGAUAGAUGCAGUGGCCCCACACCACACCACACCACACAUGGGCCGGCCCAAUGAGAGCGCUUUGAGCCGAGUGAUGACUGACUGACUGACAGACCUUGUCGAUGAUUUCCUGCAGUGCGCUCUCGUGUUUGUUUCUGAGGUGCUUGUGGACGAACUCUGCCGCCUUGAACAGCUGAUGGAUGGAUCAUCGACACACACAGAACACACAACACUCGCUCACCCAGAUGAUCUAGAUGGGCGCAGGGGCCUGGCGUGUUCAUAGCUGGCUGAUUGCCUGCCUGCCUGCCUGCCUAACCUUCCUGCAGAUGUUGCAUCGGAACCGGCCCUCCUCGACCUUCAUCGUGUUCUGCCAGGGUGGAGAAAUGGACGGGAGAAUGCGAUUGAGAGGGAAUGGGCGGGCGCGGCGCGAUGCAUCCAGUCCAAUCAUUGCACUGAGCGGCACUCACUCACCUCGUCACAGUAGGCCUUCCACUUUGACGCGAGGGGCUCCUCCUCCUCCCUCAGCUGUAUAAUCACAAUCACACACGUGCACAUCAAUCACAUCACAGCACAGCACAUCACAUCACACGCUCGGCUGGCCUUGGUUCUGUUGUUUGUCAUCUCGGUGGUCAGCUGCUCACUCACUCACCACGACAGGCUCCCGAUGUGAGGCGUUGAGGAGCUGCUGUAUCUUCUGGUCGAAUGUGUCCACCCAGGGGCUGCUCUCCUCCACAGAACUGCCGUUCAACAUCGCACCGUGACCAUCCUGCACAGACAGCACCAAAGGCCACACAUGACUGACAUGUCUCUCUCUCUGUGUGUGUGUGUGUGUGUGUGUGUGGAGGCAGCAACUCGUUCACUUAAGGGACAGACACUGACUGACUCACGUACGUCAUGUUGGUUGUGUGAGUAGCGUUGUCUGAGGAAGGCCACGCCGCACCUGGCCUGCAGCUCACGCUCGUUCUCACAACACUGGACGAACACACACACACAUAUAGGUUCAUUCGGGCAGGCAAUGGGUGGGUGCGACUUGACUUCUGUGCGGUGUGUGUGUGUGUGUGUGGUGUGGUGGGUGCCGCGUUGAUUGAAGUGUCUGUCGCCGACCUCUGCUGAGUAGUAGCAGACGUUGUGCACCCGCCGGAGGUACAGAAUCUGAAGGUCAAGCUGGAAGGCCUCCGGAUACCUGCAGGCGCACACACCACAGCCAACACACCGGUGGGUGACACACGGAGAGAAUAACAGCAUGGCGUGUUGGCCGUGCUGUUUGUGGUGUGGCGUGUCUUCCACCCAACCGACGUGUUGGCCUCCAUGGCUUUGAGUAAGGGGUUUCUGGUCCCCUGCCGCUCCCCCUCCCCCUCGCCAUAGCCCUCAUCGCCUCCCAUACCCUCAUCACCGAACACGCCCUCCACCUGCCACUCCCUGUCUGCACAACAACAACACCACACAGCACACACCACACAACCAUCAAACACCAGGAGUGAGUGAGUGUCAUUGUUGGUUGGUAUGUCCGUUGCGCUGCGCAACACCGCUGCAGCCCAUAUACUUGGUUAGUUACCGAGUUUUGCGAUGAGUUGUGCGGACAGCUGGAGGUCUUUCUGAAUGCGCGAGGGUGCGGCCAUGUCGGCGGGGGCCACCCGCACCUUGUGCUUCUUCUUGGGCACGGCACGCUGGAUGUUCAACACGUAACGGUCCUUCAACCUACACACACACAUACACAUACAAUGAAUCAAUGACGCGACGAUGGAUGCCAUGAGAGAGAGAGAACGGUCGGCCAGUGGGUAUCACUGCAUCACUGCCUGCUGUUUGCUGGUCUGAUUCGAUUCAGUGGCUCACUUUGUGUGUUUGAAGGUUUUUUCUGCCGUGGCUGCCGCCUCAUCGCUGUCGAACCGAGCGUACCCCUUCCUGAAUAGAAUAAUGCGUCAAGCCACCAACGCACACAUACACACAGGUGAUCCACAAACCGCUCUCUCGUCUGUUUGCACCCCGUAAGGCACGGGUGACUGACUGAGUGGCGGUGCCCACCCCACCCCACCUGGUGAGGUCGGAUCUGAGGGGCUCCGUCAGGAAGACAUUCCCAAAACCACUCGCACCCUGCAUGUCAUGUGGGUCGUGUACCCCACACGACACUCAAGUCGUCUAUGCCUCUGGUCUGGGUGUGUCUGGUCUGUCUGCCGGUGUGGUGUAGUCAGGACAUUCUCGGUGUGUACCUGGAGGAGGUCGUGGCAGUCCCACUUGGAUAUCUCGAGGGGCACAUUGGAGAAGAAGAGCGUAUUCACGUCGGCGUCCUGCAUGUAGAACGGCGCCUCGCAGUGACCGCUGAUCUCUGAUACACACACAUCACACACAGUACAACACACACAGGACAAGGACAAGGACAAGGCAAGGACACACACACGUGGUGGGUGGGUGGAUGGAAUCCUGUCUCAGCUGAUCCAGCAUGGACACAGACAGACCUUUGCUGGUCUCCUUUCUCAGAUUGGGGUCGAGAUGGCCGCCGCCUGUGUGUGCCGCAUCAUCCUCGCCCUCGCCCGCCCCCACGGCUGCCGACGAGCCGCCGGUGUGCUGCACCGUCAGCGAAAGGUCGUCGAAUGCGUUCUCCUCUACCAACUGCACACGCAACGCAUUCAGGCAGGGACAGACAGACAGACAGACGGACGCUGCUUGUGCCAUGUGAUGUGUGCCUGUGUGUCGUCCCCACCUUGAUGAAUUGUUGUGCGUUUUGUUUUGCGUGUGCGGACCGCUCGUCGUGCUGCCGCUUCUGCAGGUCGGGCCGGUACUUGUCGGGCAGAUAGCCGGCGUCCUGCCAUCAAACACGCAUGAUAUGGAUGGAUAGAUGGAUGGAUGGAUGGAUGGACAGCCAGGGAGAAUGCGGGCUCGUGUGUCGUGUGGUGUCGUGUGUCUGCAUGGCUGGCUGACUCACUGACUGACCUUGUUGUCUUUGAAGAACUUCUCCGAGUGGUGUGUUUUGUACUUGGUGCGGUAGUCGUCGUACCGCUCCACUGCCUCCAUCGGCUCGAUGCCCUCAUCCUGAUUGAUGACGAACGACCUGAACGACAGCAGGGGCUCGUUGAAGCUCGUCGAGUAGAUCAUGUCGCCCUCAUCGAUGCGACGCCUGAAUUCAGGCAAGGAAGCCACACAUAAAAGGGUUAUGAUGAUGCAGACAGACGGGGUCACAUACUUCAGAUGUGUGUGUGUGUGUGUGUGUACUUUCUGGGGCUGUAUCUGAUGUCGUCGUCGAUGUAGCGUCUCCGCCGGUCAAAAUCACGGUCAUAGACACCGGGCGGCGGGCCACGUCUGAUAAGGGCAUGCACACACAACCAUUCUCCCUGCACCGUCCAAGCUCACACGUACUCACCGGUCCCUCGGUGGGAAUCGCCGGCGCCUGCCAUAGAUGCUGUCGCUGCAGCCACAACAGGCAUGCCGUCCCGUCACAUCACGACACAUGACGACAGUGACAAUUCAAUCAUCCCGCCAUUGUUCGUGUUCAUGCAGCAUCCAUCGCUGCACCGCGCUCGCUUGUCUGUCCUCCCUCUCUCACUCACUGACUCACCUGCGUGACCUGGAUCUUGAUCUGGAUGGUGAUCUGUCACCUCCGUCAGGGUGUCUCCCUCCCCGUCCCCGACCGCCGCGCCGCCGCCCGAUGUGCGCCACUCGCUGGCCCGGCCUCUCCCUCUCGCGGGAGUCCUUCCGGCGAAUCGGACGCCUCUCAGCAUCGCGGUUGCGGUCUUCCUGCACCGUCGGGCUCGCCUCGCGACUUUUGUUUGCAUCUUGCGCAGUGGACUCAGCCGUUCCAGCUGCAGGCGGUGGAUCACUCAUCCUCCGGCCCUUUUUCU
Messenger RNA from Vitrella brassicaformis, 5221 nucleotides. Lineage: Eukaryota; Vitrellaceae. The record is from the annotation of a GenBank genome assembly.